Messenger RNA from Bicyclus anynana (squinting bush brown), 4604 nucleotides. RefSeq lists its product as uncharacterized. The record is from RefSeq and is a predicted model, not a curated record. NCBI's taxonomy places the organism in Eukaryota, Metazoa, Arthropoda, Insecta, Lepidoptera, Nymphalidae. The transcript has 11 exons. The coding region runs from base 120 to 2630 and encodes 836 amino acids.
CCGCUCACUCGGUGCAUCAGUACAUCUCCAACCGCCGUGUGUUUUGAACGCACCAUGCGUGCACCGUUACGAUAAAACGUCGUGAGUGUCACUAACGAAUUUUCAUUGUGAACUUUACCAUGGAUCUCAUUUACUUUUGUGUUAUCAUUGCUGUUGUGCAAGGAUCCGUAAGAGCGUCAUGCAGCUAUCCGGGAUCUCCUGCGCAUUCGAGCGUGUCAUUCUCUUCCGACCAACUCGACGAAGGGACCGUGGCCACAUACGUAUGUGAGCAAGGCUUUGAGCUCCUCGGCCCAUCCAGAAGGAUUUGCGAUGCAGGUCACUGGACUCCUGACGGCAUUCCAUUUUGUGUUAUCAAUGUCGCUGCUGGAAAAGCACCGAUGCAAAUCUCUACUGACGAAGGCGGAGUGCCUCAAAGAGCCUUAGACGGCAGCACUGCCUCUACAUUUAGCGUGGAAACCUGCACACUUACUAAGCCCGAAAGGGUCCCAUGGUGGUACGUUAACCUUCUGGAGCCUUAUAUGGUCCAACUCGUGAGACUCGACUUUGGGAAGCCUUGCUGUGGAACGAACACGAUAGCAACCAUAGUAGUACGAGUUGGCAAUAAUCGACCCGAUCUCGGCACAAACCCUGUCUGCAACCGGUUCAUGGGUACUCUAGAAGAAGGACAACCUCUGUUUCUUCCGUGCAAUCCCCCUAUGCCUGGUGCAUUCGUCAGUGUUCACCUGGAAGCUGCAAUUCCGAGCCAGCUAUCUAUAUGCGAAGCUUUUGUAUACACGGAUCAAGCGUUACCAAUAGAGAGAUGUCCCCAAUUUCGAGAUCAACCUUUGGGAAGCACCGCGACGUAUAACGGCAAAUGUUAUAUUUUCUAUGACCGGCAACCGUCCAACUUUCGAGACGCUCUCGCAUUUUGCCGGUCAAGAGGAGGCACAUUGGUAGACGAAAGUAAUCCAGCUCUACAAGGUUUCAUUAGCUGGGAACUUUGGAGAAGACACAGGAGCGAUAGCAGCAGUCAGUACUGGAUGGGAGCCGUCCGCGACCCACAAGACCCAAGCAACUGGAAGUGGGUGAACGGUAAUGAUGUGACGGUAUCCUUCUGGAACGCUCCUGGUUGGGGCGAGGCCUGCGUUAGGUUCGACGGCAGCAAGGGAUGGCUCUGGGCCGACACCGACUGUCAGUCUACUUUGAACUUUAUCUGUCAACACCAGCCUAAAGCCUGCGGUCGGCCAGAACAGCCGCCUAAUUCCACUAUGACUGCUGAACGCUUUGAAGUGGGAGCUACUGUGGAAUAUUCUUGUGAUGAGGGGCAUCUGUUAGUAGGCCCUACUGUAAGAUCAUGCUUGGAUACUGGAUUCUACGACGAGUUUCCACCUGUCUGUAAAAGAAUAGAAUGCGGUUUCCCCGCCGAGAUAGCGCACGGCAGCUACAAAUUGGUUAACGUGUCGGUGUCUUACUUAUCGCAUGUGCAAUAUGACUGUGAACCUGGCUACGAGAUGGUGGGCCGAUCCCGCCUCGUGUGUGACAUCGAUGAACGGUGGAACGGACCCCCACCGCGCUGUGAUAUUGUACAAUGUGAGAAGCCACCGGCCAUACAGAAUGGUAGAGUGAGCGUCACAAACAACGCGUCAGUCUUCGGCUCGUUGGCAGAAUACAGUUGCUUACAAGGCUUCCAACUGCACGGUUCCCGCAAGAUAAAAUGCCUCGCCACUGGUCGAUGGGACAAAUCUGCUCCACACUGUUAUCCUGAGGAGCGAACAACAACGACGACAUCAACAUCAACAACCACCACCACUACGACAACAACACUGCACCCCACCACUUACACAUUCACGACAAGCCAGUCACCAACAACACCACGUUUGAUACUUCCCACCAGACCUAGAACACAACGACCAACACUAGCUACUUCGUCCGCCACCCCCGAUGUAUCCACUACCAGAAGACUAAGGCCGAGGAUCACCACAACGGAACGAGCAACUACCAUUAAAACAUAUGAAAAGCCACCAGUAAGAAAAGUCACAGUUGUGGAUUCCCAAGACUCGCCCACUAGCCAUAUUCCGCAUAUCAUUAUAGCGAGUCAUCCGAGAGAAAACCAGAUUUUCGGCAGUGGUAAUAACAUUAGAGCAGAGCAGACUCCUCGGGUGAACGUCCCUCUACCAGUAGACGGAGACCGCCGAGAGACGGUCGGCGCCAGGCUCAACAUUGGGGCAGUGGUUGCUCUAGCGGCGUUCGGUGCUCUUGUAUUUUUAAUCGCAAUCAUCAUCACUAUCGUCAUCCUAGUACGAAGCAGAAAACACAACGACGUAAAGCGAUACAGGCACCACGUGUCCCCGGACUGCAACACUGUGGCGUCACUCGACUCUUCCUCGUCCGAAUCACGAAGCGGCCUGAACAGGUACUACCGACAAGCGUGGGAGGAACUCCACGAGGCCACAGGCGCUAAACACGGCCACAGGCGACAAGAACGGGAAGCGCCGAAGGACGGCUCCGAGCUGGUGGUCUCCGAUGUGUACCCAGCGCCUCACGCGAAGGACAAAAGGAGACAUCAUCAUCACCACCACCACCGCGAGCCGAGGCAGCCCGACUGGCAACCGUCGCACCGCUCCCACCACAACCAUAAACCUAGAUAUUAAAUCUCGAUUUUACGUAUUCCAAAUAUUAUUUAUUUAUUAGAAAGUUAAUAGUUAAGUGUGUCAGCUAUUCUUGUAUUAUGCAAAUAAGUUGAGGCCGGCGUUUAUGUUAUUGAUUGAGUUAAAUAAAAAAUAAACCGCCUGAGUGUAGGAAGACCCCAAUUAAUUAUUUAUUGAUAUUUAUUUGCAAUUGAACUUGUUUCUUCUGUUUCAAAAAACUGACUUAUUUCUUCUGUUUCAAAAAAUUAGGUACAAAAUGUAACAAUUCCUUAAUUUUCUAUUUAAUUUCUACAACUAUUUACCUAUAUCAAGCUUUAUGUCUAAAUAUUAAAUUUUAACGAACUAAACAUUUUAUAUUCUUUUAUAUACCUAGGUAUCUCAACUUUGUUUUUCUUAAUUAAACCUCCUUGUAUUUGCUUGAACUAUGGUUACCUUAAUCUUUUCUUAUUUACAUAAGCACAUAAUAUGCUUCAUAUAUAAAAUAAUUAUUAUUCUUAUCCGUAUAAUAGGCAUAAUUGUAAUAUUUGGUUACUUGCAAGCUUAAACUUGUGUAAAAAUAAAAAAUGCAAUGUAAAUAUUUAUAUUAUAAGAUUAGAUUGAAGUUAAUCAUUGACAAAAUAAAUGUGUUUCUUAUAUCUUCAUUAAAAUACUAAUAUCUAUACUUAUCGAAACAGUGAUGGUUAAGUUAGUUACUUAAGUAAAUAUUAAAUACCUAAUAAUGUAAUUAAAUUAUUUGUUUGACAUAUUAUAUUAUACCUACCAAAUGCGAAAUUCGACAUUCUCUCGUUAUUUACAAUGAAUAAAAAAUAACGGUCAACUUAACGUUAAUAAAUUCAAUUCAUGUAAAUUAAUAUUUAUAAACCUGUUUUAAAUGGAAUCCUACUCAUGAAAAAUCAACUUUAUAGUAAUCAGUUGUAAAAAAUGUUUUACGGAUCCCUGACUAGUUAUAUUACCUAUAUGCUGUAAGCCGUAUCCGUAAUGAUCAUGAAAUUUGUUCGAUAAAUGGCCGUCAAGGUAAGAAAAUCGGAAAAUACCACUUAGAGUUGAACGACGAAAUCGAGAACGUACACUUGUAAAAUAAAUACUUAUUCGCUAUUGUUAUUUUUUUUAUAUCUAAUCUAUAUUAUUCUACAAUAAAGUUCGAAAUGUGACCGUUAUUUUUUAUACGUUUUAGGUAUUUAUUAAAAUUCUCUUUAAAUUUAAAGCUAAAUUAAAUUGAUCUAAAUGAAAUAUUUAAUUUUAAUUAAUAUUUUUAAUUUCAGCAUGGUACAAAAGUAGUUAAUGAGUACAACUUUUAAUAAAAUUUGUAUUGAUUGCGAGAUCGACAUUAAACGAUGAAUUAAAAUGUGCCAUUGAACAGGCAAAAUAAGGUAUCUAAGAAUAAUAAAUAAGUAUAUUGUAUUUAACUUAUCUAUAUAAAAUGUGAACGUCUGGAAUUAAGAUGCAACUACUAAUAUUGAUGAUGUAAAUAUAUUUUUAAAAUUAUAUAAGUAUUCUAAGGUAAAUGUACCAGAUUACGGAAUACUAAGGCUUUUUAACUGAGAAUACUUGAUAUUAAUAGUAGGAAAGUGUCACGAAUCAAAACUGCUCGGUAGACUUAUUAAAUUAUGGAUAGAUUUAGAACAUUAUUGAGCGUUUGUAAUAUUUAAUUUAUAAAUGGAAGCUAAUAAUGGCCUAUCUUGGAAUCGUGUACAUUUACCUUAUUUGCUUAAACAAUAAGUAUAUAAAAUUGUUGGAGAGGUGAGAAGAUAUCAGGUAGGUACUAUCUCAACAUUUAUAUUUAUAUUUAAAUUAAAAAAUAUUAUAGAUAUGUGCAGCAGGUAUGUAUCGACACAGGCCUGGCCAUUUAAAUCAGCGUAACGGCCUAUGAAAUAAAAACAAUUCUACCCUUAGAUAACAAAUGUUGAAUAUAAUAUAAUGAAUUAUGUAAAUUUAAAAAUAAAACCUUUUGAGAAAAAUAUAUUGUUUUCUUUAUAU